Messenger RNA from Limulus polyphemus (Atlantic horseshoe crab), 1640 nucleotides. RefSeq lists its product as uncharacterized. Gene Ontology annotation, molecular function: DNA binding; RNA binding. Gene Ontology annotation, cellular component: nucleolus. The record is from RefSeq and is a predicted model, not a curated record. Bases 146 to 1552 code for a protein of 468 amino acids. Gene Ontology annotation, biological process: ribosomal small subunit biogenesis; ribosomal large subunit biogenesis. The transcript is spliced from 4 exons. NCBI's taxonomy places the organism in Eukaryota, Metazoa, Arthropoda, Merostomata, Xiphosura, Limulidae.
AUCUGAAAACUGCAAUAUUUUCAUCAAUAGUCAUACACUUCACUCUUCCAUAACGUGUUUAAGUUGAACUUGAAUAAGUUAAGUACUAUUUAUGAUAUUAUUUUGAUGAAAGUUGUUUCUGAAUACGUUUUAUAUUAUUUUUGGAAUGAAAAUGAAGAACAAUAAACAAAGAAAAGGUAACGUUGGAAGUAAUAUCUCAGAUGCUAAUUCGCAGAAGUUCAACGAAUCGGAUAAAGGAACAUUAGGCCUAACUCUAAGCCUUAAUCAUAAUGGAAAUGAAGAGCAUACUGAAAGUGUAAUACAUACAUCAGAAUUUAUGAAUUUUUCACCGAAAGAACGAGAAGCCGCACAGAAAGUUAUAAACAAUAAUACUAAGAAGAAAAAGACUAUUGCCAAUGUUGACAAUCAUGAUGUCGAACUUGAAGACAGUUUUAGAGCUUUUAACGAAGAUGGAGGAGAGAAUUUAUCAACUUUAACACUUUCGGAAAGACUUGAGAAGGAAGAUGCAUUUAUUCAGAGUUUGAUAGAUACUAUACCACCAAAAUUUUAUUUUGACCAAGAAACUCGAGAGUUAAUUACUGCUGAAAAGCAUGCAUAUGCUGAGGAGAAGCAGACGGGUAAUUUCUUAAGUCUUGCUAAUGAUGCUGCCACCAUCUCUUCUCUAGAACUAGUUUUGAUGGUUGGAUCAUGUCAGUACUACAGUUGGCAUUUCACUGCCACCCCUUGUCCAGAUUUUCAUCUCUUUGGAUUGGUGCAACUAUGGAUGGCUCCAGGACUUCAGGGAUAUGUUGGGACACUGACGAUCGAUGCAUUUGCCACUCAUUGGAACACUCAACUAAUGGCAUUUUCUCCAGUACCUCACCCUUGGGCAUUUGCAGAAGAUGCUUUCAGUCAGGAAUGGACAGGAUUGCACCUCUCUCAAAGAAAGGGACUGACAAAACAUGAAUGGAGAGAAAAGAGGAAGAUAAGAAACAAAAUGAACCAACUGAAGAAAAAAGAUAAACAAAAGAAAAUGAAAGUAAAAAAAGUGGGAAGUAACACAUUCAGCACCAAGAAUCUUAAUACAGAGUUACUUCCAAGGCAGAAACCAAGACCUAUUUAUAAUAAAGAAGGAAAAUUGGUGUAUAGCAAAUUUGACUUUAGUGAAUCUGGUAUUCCGGAGAGAAAAAAAGGAGAGUAUUCUGGAAAGAACCAUAAAAAAAUUAUUGAACGUGUUCAACAAGAUAAAAUAAAGUUACAAAAACUGGAAGGUCAGAAUCCAGAAAAGGCUCAAGAGCUUCAAGAAAAAACUUCAUGGAUGAAAGCUAUUUACAAAUCUGAGGGAGUGAAAGUGAAAGAUAACAUUGAACUCCUGAAAAAGUCCAUGAAGAAGGAAGAGCAGAAGAAAAAGAAAAGUAGAAAACAGUGGCAAACCCGAUUAGAUGAUGCAAAGAAAAUUCAGUAUGAAAAGCAGAAAAAAAGAAGAGAUAACAUCCAUGCUAAAAAGCAAGAGAAGAUUGACAAAAAAAUCAAGAGAGCCAAAAAGAAAGGAAGACUCAUACCUGGCUUUUGAUCAAACACUUAAGAACAUAAAGUUUCUACUUGCAAAAUAAAUCACUGUAACUAAUUUUCAAUAAACAGUUAUUACAAAGACAAAUGUA